Molecule: messenger RNA, 1512 nt
Organism: Pyricularia grisea
Lineage: Eukaryota; Fungi; Ascomycota; Sordariomycetes; Magnaporthales; Pyriculariaceae
Exons: 6
Coding region: 1-1233 (410 amino acids)
Source: RefSeq, a predicted model, not a curated record
AUGAACGAGAAGAGCUUCACACCCGAUACCGCCGCUAGGCUGGCGAAUCGGUUAAGGGGCCAAACACUAGUGGUGCCCAAUCUGCUCAAGGAGCAUAUGGCUUCCUGGCCACAGGGAUUAAUCAAUGAGCACUACGAGAGACUGCAGCAUGUGUUCAAUGGAAUCCUCGACUGUCACGUUCACGACCUGAAAUACCGCCAGAAGCUGAAGGAAAGUGAUUUUGCCAUGUUCACCUCAAUAUGGUGGCCGACAGCAAAAUGGGAAAAUCUCUACAUCGGCGGCCUCUUGACCAUCUGGGCUUUCAUCUGGGAUGAUACCAUCGACAUGGCAGAGCAGUCUCUUUCGGCGGAUUUCGGUCGUGCCUGCGCCCACCGCCGCCAGACCAUAGAGUACAUUCGAUACCACCUCGACGUCGAGGAUGGCGACGACCUCGACCCCCAGAGUUUGUGGCAACCGCGCAGAGUCGUAGGGAGACUCGUUAAUAGUGUGAUCGACUGGUUCGGGUUCCGCGCCCUCCCGCCGCCUUGUCCUGCUGGUGGUUGCGACAUCUUUCGUGAACUGGGCGAGAGGCUAUGUGCGAGGUGGGACAAGGGAAAGAGGCAGCGAAUAUUCCGGGAACUGCGCGACUACAUCAUGUCGACGGAGCAGGAGCAGCGAGAACGGCUUGAGGGCAUCAUGCCAACGUAUGAAUCUUAUGUUAAGCAGCGCUUAUACACGACAGCAUUUCGAAACUUUGCGAUUGUUGGCUCUCUCUGCGUUGAAACGGACAUCCCUGCCGACAUAUUCAACUCACCAGAGAUGGAGGUGGUACUCCAAGAGGGCAACUGGAUCAUCAUCAUAGUGAACGAUCUACUAUCUCUGAAAAAAGAGAUGGCGACGCACUGCAUGGGCAGCUUGGUUCCGGUGUUGUACAACUUCCAUCACCAUCGUCUCAGCCAGCAGCAAAAAGAAGAUCCCAACCUGCUCGACAAGAUUGUGUCCAAGUUGAGUGCCGAGCUUGCCGCGUCUGUCAAGAGGCUGGACCGUGCAGAGGAAAGUUUGCUGCGGAUAGUGGACAGUGGCAGUUGCAGGAGGACGCCUGGCGAGGUUGCCAAGUUGAGAGAGGACAUCAAGACCUAUGUGGACAUGAUCCGACGAACUGACACCGGGACCUGGGAAUACUCAUGUGCUGUCGAUCGCUACAGGAUCCAGCAAUGUGUGCAGGAGGAUGGAUCGGUUUUGAUCCCGCUUUAGAGGCCAACAAGCCCUCGAUUCCCACCCCUUUUUUUUCUCAUUGGUUGUAUAAUUCAAUGUUUCCUUCGUCCAACCUCCUAUUUGCUGCGCCAUUUCAAAUUUGAGCUACAUUUAUGGUUAGUGUCGCCCAGUUAUUCGGGCACUCAUUGCUUGGGGUAUGGGUCUGUUGUAUGCAGCGGGAGUUUUAGACGAAACCAGGGCUGGAUUUUCUCCAGGCGGCCAGGUUUUGUCGCCCUUUCCUUGUUCUCUGAAUUUUUUUUAUUUUGCGGCGGUGCUGGG